GUUUCCGACCAGGCAGGAAAAAGAACAAAGGAACUGCGUGGGGAGAGAGGGUGGAGGGGAUGGCCAGGAGGGUGACAAGAGUGGAGGGGACUCUUCACCAUGGAAUAUGAAGUCAAGAAAGGGAAAAAGGGCUUUGUAUCCCCCAUCCGGAGGCUGGUGUUCCCCAAGGCUGGGCGCCGGGCUGCCUUUCGGACCAGUGUGAGUCGCCGGCCCCUGCACUCGAUGCCCCUUUACCCCCCUGACUACCUCAUCGACCCCCAGAUUCUACUGUGUGACUAUCUGGAGAAAGAGGUCAAGUUCCUGGGCCACCUCACCUGGGUUACCUCCUCACUGAACCCCUCCAGCCGCGACGAGCUCCUGCAGCUGCUGGACACGGCCAGGCAGUUAAAGGAGCUGCCGCUGAAGACCACGGCGGAGCAGGACAGUAUCCUGAGCCUGUCGGCCCGCUGCCUGCUGCUCACCUGGCGCGACAACGAGGAGCUAAUCCUGCGUAUCCCCACGCAUGAGAUCGCCGCCGCCUCCUACCUCCAGGACGAUGCGCUGCACCUGCUGGUGCUUAAGACCGGUCUGGGCGUGGACCCGGUGCCAGCCGGCGUAGACGCCAGCCCCGGCGGCGCGGGGCGCGACCCGGGCCCUCCGGGCGCGGCGCCCGAAAAGCGGCGGGGGGGCACCACGGAGCGGCGCCACACCAUCUGCAGCCUGGACUGGCGGAUGGCGUGGGGNCGGGGGGGGGGCGGUGGAGGGCGUCGCUCUCCACCCCGCCCCGCCCUGUUCCUGGGGUCUACCCUGGCCUCUUUCCUUCUCCCUCCUGAGGUCCUACCUAGGACUUCAGGUACCACCUGUGUGCCCACGACGCCACAGGGCUGGAGGAGGGGUGUCCUGGGCCCUGGAGAGGCCCUGAACGCUCUGUCCUCCUCCCUGGGCCAGGAUGCCGCCGAGGAGUCCUGUGCCCUCAUCUGUCAAGUCUUCCAGAUCAUCUACGGGGACCAGAGCAUUGAGUGCGUGGACCGGGCCGGCUACCACUACAUGUCCACGCCCGAGCGGCCGUGGCUCUGCAGCCGCAGUGAGAGCUGCCGCACGGAUGGGACAUACGCCUAUGAUGCCGACUUCAGCUGCUGCAGCUCCUUCAAUGGCUCCCAGGAUACAUUUGAAGCGUGUUAUAGUGGCACGUCCACACCCUCUUUCCAUGGCUCCCACUGCAGCGGCAGUGACCACAGCGGCCUGAGCCUCGAGCAGUUGCAAGAUUACAUGGUCACGUUGCGGAGUAAACUGGGGCCCCCUGAGAUUCAGCAGUUCGCAAUGCUGCUGCGGGAGUACCGGCUGGGGCUGCCUAUCCAGGACUACUGCGCGGGCCUGCUGAAGCUCUAUGGAGACCGGCGCAAGUUCCUCCUCCUUGGGAUGCGGCCCUUCAUCCCGGACCAGGACAUCGGCUACUUCGAGGGCUUCCUGGAGGGCGUGGGCAUCCGCGAGGGCGGCAUCCUCACCGACAGCUUCGGCCGCAUCAAGCGCAGCAUGAGCUCCACGUCGGCGUCUGCGGUGCGCAGCUACGACGGCGCGGCCCAGCGGCCCGAGGCGCAGGCCUUCCACCGGCUGCUGGCCGACAUCACGCACGACAUCGAGGCCCUGGCCCCCGACGACGACGAAAGCACGGACGAGGAGGCCCGGGACUCCCCGGGCGGGGGCGACGCGGCUGAGGACAACUACCUGUAGCCGCAGUCCCUGCGGACGGCGGGGACGCACCCGCACUGCCGCCUGCGUCUCAUUAGCUCCUGCCUGUGGCUCCCCGGGCCCAGGAACCCCCUCGCCACGGACGCGGGCCUCCACUCCCCCACGGGGGUCCGUCCCUGCCCUCGGGGCCGCAGUCCCUGCAAUACCGAGAAUGUCCUGCAGGGGGCGGGGGCUCUAAAGUUGCGGGCAGCCGCUUGAGGCUCAGCGGGCCCCUCCGCCAGACCCCGAUGGGCAGCGCCCUACUUUGUCCCACUAGCUCCAGGCGCGGCCCCAGGACAACUCGUCUUUCCCGCGACUUCCGCAGCUUUCUGAGUCCAGGAAGGGGUGAGGGGUGGGCUCCACCUGCUGGCAGACUGAGAAAAGAUUUCCCAGAGCCCACCGACGGCUGUUCCUUCUGUUUUAUAGUUUGAGAAACUGAGGUUCAAAGAAGGGGUAGGAACCUGAGGGACUCUCCUAUUUCUCCUGAGAUAUUACCUCAAACAAGCACUCUAAACGGCAGGGUUGCCCCUCCCCUGCUGGCAGGAAUUGGAUCCUGUGAAAUACAGGAUUUUCCCUACCGGCAGUUGAGUCAGAAGUAGGUGAUGGGGGUCCCGGUCCCGGCCCUAAGACUCUGAACAAGUUGCUUGUUCAGAUCUUGGAUUUGGAGCCAGACAGACCUAAGGCUCCUAUCCAGUUAGUGUUCUCACCUCUUGGUGACUUCCAUUCCCUCAUGUCGGAUGCGAUGGGCCCCUCCCACUUCACAGGGUGGUUCUGGGGACUAACAAAAGUCAAGACCUUAGCGUUGGGUCCAGCACAUGAUAGGCACCCAAUAAAAGCUGUUCCCUUCCACGACGAACACUUUCGGACUUGGUCGCCGGUCCUGCCUGGGAGCAGUGGGGUGGGAACUGAGGUGGGGGUGGGUUGUAAGAUGACCCUUGAGGGAAGUGUGUGAAGAGGAAAUAGGACUUGUUCCUCACGGCUCCGUUGCACCCUGGCUCUGGGCUCAAGCCCCAAAUGAAAAGUCCCCAAGACUCCGCAGGCUGCCAUCAUGGGAGUCCGGGGUAGUUGAAGAAACCUGGUGGCAGGGUUGGCGAGGUAGAGAAGUCAGCGUAAGGACAACAUUCAACACGGCCUGCGUAAAGGCUUGGAGGCUAAAGGGAAUGAGCCCUGAGAGGAGGCCAGAGACUCACACAGAACUGCAAAAAUGUAUUUGUAGAACUUUACAGAGGCUUCCAUGGCCAGACACAUGGUACUUACUGUGAGGUAGGUACAAUUAUCACCAAUAUUAAAGUAAUAUUAUUAUUAGGGCUUCGGGUCCAGAGUUCCAUGAUUUAUACUCAGUCUGUAGCAAAGUCUUUCAAGGCCCUCUGAUGUUUUGUUUUGCUUUAUUUCGCCCCUCUAGCCACACAUUGCCCACACUGCUUCCCCUCCCCACUGUGUGCACUCACCCUACGCCUUGAUCUAUGCCCCUGAACAUAAAAUACUCAACGCUCUGUGUGCGUUUACACCACAUGAAUGGUGUUGGGUAAAGAUCUCAUUCUGUUGCUUUCGUUGCUCACUCCAUCAUAUGAUUUUUAGGUUAGACCCAUGUUGCUGUGAGAAAAUCAAAUUGCUGCGAAGCAUUCCAAGCUGAGCAUGCGUGGUUUUAUCUAUCCACCCCCACCCCCAGUGUUGGACACCCAGGUGGCUUCCAACUUCCUCUCAUUACAAACAACACUGUGGUGAACACCUUUGAGCAUGACCCUAUGGGCCUAUGUGAAAAUUUCUUUGGACCCUACACCCAAGUGGAAUUAGUAGAUCACAUAUGUGUUUUCAAUGUCCCUAAAUUCUAUUAGUGGCGUAUGAAAGAUGCUUGUCUCCCCACAUUUUCAUUAGUUUUUACAUUAUCUGACUGUAAUUUUUGCCUGUAGGUUGGGGGUAAGGUGGCAUCUCAUUGUUUGAAUUUCUCUGAUAAUAUGAGAUUCAGCAUUUUCUCUAUUUGUCAGGUGGGCUUCCCCUUCAGUGAACUGCCCCUUCAUGGCUUGUGCCCAUUAUCUCUUGGGUUUCCUGUCUUUUUCUUGUCAAUUUGCAGAACUAGCUUGUAAAUUUUAGAUAUUAAUGUCUUGUUGGACGUUGAUGUUCCCAAUAUUGUCCCCAAUAUGUUGCGCAGGUCGGGUUUGUCUAUGGCAGUGGUUCUCAAACUUUACCAUGCACCAGAAUCUUCUGUAAGGCUUGCUAAAGCAGAUUGCUGAGCCCCACCCCAGAGUUUCUGACUCAGUAGAGAAUCUCUGGGACCCGAGAUUCUGCAUUUCUAACAAGUACUCGGGUGAUGCUGAUGGUCCAGGGAGCACCCUUUGCAAACCACUGGCCCAUUGUGCCUUCCUUUGAACGAAUUUGUUCCAUUGAACAAACACUUAAUUUUGAUGUUUUCAAUGUAUUUAUCUUCAUUUUACGGAUGAGGGAACGAACUGGAACUUAAGGAGGUGAAGUGACUGACCCAAGGUCACACUGUAAGCUGGGAUUUGGACCCAUAUCUGGCCAACCCCAGAGCCCAUAGUCCUAACUGCUCUGCUAUCCUGUCCACCAGCUUUUGGGAUGUAGUGACCACAAGCUGAGGCAUUUGUCCUGAAACUAUAGGGAACUUUAAUAAGUUCCUGCAUGAGGCAGACGCAGAGGGAGAAGCACAGCGAGCGACAGGUCUGCCGAGAGUCCCUGGGCAGUUCUUACCCCAUAGCUCCGGGGAUGGAGCAAUUUCCCUCACACCCUGAGGAAGUCCCCACCCAUCCCGGAACUACCGUCUUACCAAAGCCAUGUAACCCCUUGGUUUCUGAGGUCCAAAGGGCCCUGUCUGGGGCAGUCCAGGCUCUGAGCAUGAGGACUCGGGCCCCUUCCUCCUGUAGCAUCCAGAGACCCUUCCAGGAUCACUUCCCAUUGUGGUUUCAUUCCUGGCACUGCAAGAGGGGGAAAACCCUGGGCGGGGGGGACGGCUGCUUCCCAAAGCCCUCUAGGGGUGGGGUAACAAUGGGAUUUCCCUUCUGGCUAGAUCUCCUGGGGACAGUUUUGAUCCAUGGACAAGUGGUGACGUUAGUGAAAUUGUCUCCAGCUGCCCCUUACAGUGUGGCUCCUUUCACUUUGGGGCCCUGCAACGUCCUACUCCUUCCCAGCGUCCCACCAGAGACUCCUAGCUGACCUUCACACCGGCGUGUUGGGGAGGAGUCCUCAGGCCACCGUCCUUCCACCACCAAAUGUUUAGAGAACGUGCACUCUGUACCAGGCAUUAUGCUAGACAGGAGGGCGACACAGAACAAUCCCUGUCCCCUGGGGAGCUCACGGCUUGAUGGGGGAGACAGGUCCCCAAAUAAUGACAAGAUAAAGUUCUCAAUUAUGAAAUCAAAGAGUGAGCCUAGCUCUUCCUAGGGAAAACAGAAAAGGUUUUGCAGAGGGGGUGAUUUACAAACAGGACUUUGAAGGAUGAGCAAGACUUUUGGCAGGUAGAGGAAGGUAGACAGGAGAGCCCUCCGGGUGGGGCCACCAUGAGCAAAAGGCAGGGAGCUCAAAGGAGCAUGGCACACUCCAAGACUGGUAGCCAGUUCUCUCUACCGCAGUGGUCGGGCACCGCAGCUCUGGGGCUCAGACUGAGUGAGUUUUGAAUCCCAAUUCUAUCAUCUGCUAGAUGGGUGACCUUGGAUAAACUCUUCAGUGACUCUGGUCUUGGUUUCCUCAUCUAUAAAAUGAGGAUAAUAAUAGCAACACCCUCACAGAUCCCGUAGAUUGUUGCAAGACUUCAGCAAGAUCUGUGUGAAAGUACAUACAGUAAGUGCUCAAUAAAUGUGACCGUAACUAUUGCUGGAGGAACAUGGGGUGUGGAGGGUGAGAAGCCGGACUUAUACGAGAGGAAAGCAGAAAAGUGGGCCUAUUAAGAAGGCCCUUGAAGUGCAAGUAAAGGGGAUUGACCGAAAGGGCUUGCGUUUUACUGAAGUGGGUCUGGCUGCUUGGAGAGGGUUGACUGGAGGGCAGAGGACAGUCUGGGCCCUGGGAGCUGGGGCAGGACCUGAUGACUGAGGCUGAGACCUGACUCAGAUGGGGUAGGAGGAAGGAAGAGGAGAGAGCACGUUCAGGGAGGGGCAGGGGCAAGAGGACUCCCUCCCAGCUCAGAAACGCUGACUCUCACAUCCUUUGAUUAGAUUCAUUCAUUCGUUCCUUCCUUCCUUCCUUCAUUCCACAACUGUUUUUUCAGAACUUGAACCCUGGCCUCAUGGUGUUUACAUUCUAGAAAGUUUAUAUUACUAUUAAGUAAUGUUGCUUGGAGUUUCCUGAUAGAGUCUCCACCCAUUCAGGCUUCAUUGAUCAGAAAUUGGCAGCCCUAUUGGUGUGUCCUCCCAUUUCUUGUCUAUCCUCAGACGUUUCAGAUGAAGGGCAAAGGGUCUUAGAGCCAGGCCAGCCUGUCCUGCCCACUUCCUGUGAUGGUGAGUUCACUGUCUCCUGUGACAGCCCUUUCCAUCCCAAGAGUUAACCACUGCCUCCUUGCCCACCCCAUCUCCCAGCCCACAAUGGGAACCCUACGGGGCACAGCUACUCCCUUAGACCGUGGGCAGCUCUGCUGUGAUGCCCAGAAAAUGACACGACCUACAAAAACUUCUCAUUUCUGUCUAAAAGCGACUUGUUCCAAAAAACAAACCAAAACCCCCCCAUUUUUGAGGCUUAUCAUGUAGACAAAAGGGAUAAUGUGUUUGAUGUGUAAAGAGGAUGUUCCAAUAAAUAAUAAACAAUAGAAAAA
This is a messenger RNA of Ailuropoda melanoleuca (giant panda), 6463 nucleotides long. It is a transcript of the gene CCM2L, whose product is annotated as CCM2 like scaffold protein. The transcript has 10 exons. The record is from RefSeq and is a predicted model, not a curated record. Bases 100 to 1710 code for a protein of 536 amino acids. Gene Ontology annotation, biological process: heart morphogenesis. Lineage: Eukaryota; Metazoa; Chordata; Mammalia; Carnivora; Ursidae.